Molecule: messenger RNA, 1668 nt
Organism: Meriones unguiculatus (Mongolian gerbil)
Lineage: Eukaryota; Metazoa; Chordata; Mammalia; Rodentia; Muridae
Product: arylacetamide deacetylase-like 2
Exons: 5
Coding region: 7-1212 (401 amino acids)
Cellular component (GO): membrane
Molecular function (GO): carboxylic ester hydrolase activity
Source: RefSeq, a predicted model, not a curated record
UUUACCAUGUGGUACAAAACUCUUUGCUUUGGAUUUUUUGGUAUUCUAUUUGCUUAUUGUAUUUAUUUACCUCUUCCAGAAAAUGUUGAAGAACCUUGGAAAGUGAGAUUCAUUGAUGGUGUUAUAAAAAUGACUUCACUUGUGGCCACAUUAUUUGAAGAAAUAGGUCUCAUGAAAUAUGACGACGUAUUUUUAACUUCAACAUCAGUUUUCCUUACAAAACCAGUUUCAGAUGAAAACAUAACAGUGAUUGACACAAACUUCAGUGACAUUCCUGUUCGUCUGUACUUGCCAAAAAAGAAGUCUGAAAUACUGAGACCAGCUAUCAUUUACUUGCAUGGUGGUGCAUUUGUCUUGGGAAGUUGCAAGAUUCAGCCCUAUGAUGACCUGAACCGAUGGACAGCAAACAAACUUGAUGCUGUUGUUGUGGGAAUAGAGUACAGGCUUGCUCCUCAGUAUAAAUUCCCAGCUGCCCUUGAAGACUGUGUUCUUGUGGUCAAGUUCUUUCUCCAGGACAAAAUCCUUGAAAAGUAUGGAGUAGAUCCUGCUCGCAUUUGUAUUUCAGGAGACAGUUCUGGGGCUACGUUGGCAGCAGCAGCAACUCAAUUGCUCCAGAGUAAUUCAGAGUACAAAGAUAAAAUUAAGGCACAAGCCUUGCUAUACCCUGGACUACAGUAUAUUGACAGUUUGAUGCCAUCCUAUCAAGACUAUGAAUAUGGUCCCAUUCUGUCAAGGAAGAUGACAUUUAAGUUGGCAAUGUUAUACCUGUCUGAAGACACAGCCCUGAAAGAAGCUAUACUGAGAAAUGAACACAUGCCUGAAGGAUCAAGACACCUGUUCAAGUUUGUUAACUGGAGUGACUUUCUUCCUGACAAAUAUAAAAAGAACCAUAUUUACACUGAACCAGUUCUUGGCAAACUAAAGGCUUCCUAUCCAGCACUCUUAGAUAGCAGGCUGUCCCCUUUGCUAGACAGUGACUCCCAGUUACAGAGUUUGCCACUGACCUACAUCCUCACUUGUGAACAUGACAUUGUAAGAGAUGAUGGAUUUAUUUAUGUUGCACGGCUUAGAAAUGUUGGAGUUCAAGUUACUCAUGACCACAUAGAGGAUGGAAUUCAUGGAGCCCUAACAUUCACCAUAGCACCAACUUAUUUACAUUUAGGAUUAAGAAUAAGAGAUAAGUAUAUUAAUUGGUUAGAAAAAAAUUUAUAAAUCAAGUGUGCAUGUACAUAGGUAGUCAUUAGUAAUUUUAGCUAAAGUUUAGUCAACAUGAUUAUACCUUGAUUUUUAGAUAAGCCAAAAUUUAGUUUAGUGCAAAGAUCAUUGUGGUUUCUGAUCUGAUAUAGAAGGACUCUGAAGGGACAAGAGCCCCACAAAGAGACCAACAAAGCCUAAAAAGUUGGGCCUAGGGGUGACUGCAGAGACUAAUGCAUCAAUUAAAAAUCAUGCAUAGAGAGGAUUAAGACCCCUUGCUAAGAUGUAGCCCAAAGACUACUCAGUGUCCAAGUGGGUACCCUAAAAAGGGGAAAAGAGACAAUCUCUGACAUGAACUCUGUUUCCUGUUCCUUGAGUGCUUCUUUCUGGUGGAAUGACCUAGCCAGCCCACAGAAGGAAGAUCCAGGCAUCCCUGAUGGGACCUGGAAGGCUAGGAUCAGAAAGUAGGGGAAG